Lolium rigidum is the source of this 1997-nucleotide messenger RNA. RefSeq lists its product as uncharacterized. The transcript is spliced from 2 exons. The record is from RefSeq and is a predicted model, not a curated record. Bases 60 to 1805 code for a protein of 581 amino acids. NCBI's taxonomy places the organism in Eukaryota, Viridiplantae, Streptophyta, Magnoliopsida, Poales, Poaceae.
GCCAUCCUGAGAAUCCACAGUUAGUAGUCCUGCUCAGCUGGAGAAGAUCGAGGAGAGACAUGGAGUCAGCUUCUCCACUGCUGCUGCCGUUUGUGCCGGUUACCGGCGGGGAGGCUCGUAAUGCUCAAGAGCCCGUGGUGACUGAUCCACCGCCGCCUGCAAAGCAUCAGGCGGCUCCUCAAGAUCUGUCAGGCCCCAUACCCAUAGUCACGCAGUCGUUGUCGUCGUCUCCGUCGUGGUACCGGGCUUCUUCCGCUCAAGAGCCCGUGGUGUUCCCUCUGUCUGGUUCUGGUCCGCCGGUACUUGUCAGCUUGGUGCCUGUAAUGGGGCCAGGCGGGAUGAUGCGCUCCAGGUUUGAUGAAAAAACGGGGGUGAAUUUCAUCCAACUCAGCGACGAGUUCUACCAGAAGAGAACCCCGGCCCAGAAGUUCUACCUGGAGCCAUCCAAGCUGCACCCGGAGCUCCUACACGUCAGGUGCGCCGACGGCAACAAGUACUUGGUCGCUCAGGAGCACGACAACACCUUGUUCAUCACCGCCAACGCAGACGAACCAGACGAGGACAUCACCAAGCCAUCAUGCACCUUGUUCAACUUCUCCAACACCGAAUACAACGCCUUCUUCACCAUUAUCAAGCACGAAAAUAAAAAUAUUAUGGUUAGCCUGUUUGAUCAGCACGGUGGUGAUGGUAGUGACAACCUCUGCAUGCAACUAAGACGUGAUUAUUAUGGUAAUGCUCUUUUUCGUGUUGUCCGCUUGUCGGAGCAGAAGGAAUUGCCCAAAUAUGUCCGUAUCAAAGGAAGCAACGACAAGUACCUCCAGCCUACAAAUUCUGAUAUACGUUUUUAUAACGCUGAUAACAGCGAAUGUUGGUUUCAUGACUUCCGUGGGUCUGAUGGCAAUGAUAAGGAAGUUAUCUUUGAGACUUUCACGGAUGACUUCGGUCUCGUCCGUUUUAGACACUACCCGUGGGGCAAUGUUUGCAGAUCUGUUGAUCCAGGUGACGGCAAAGGUAUCGCCUGCACCGUGCAUGACUGGAACUAUGAAAUCGACACAAACAUAUCACAAGACACCAUCUACAAGGUUGUCGACUCAUUGUUCAAGGUGGUCAUCAAGGAAGGCAACAACAUUGCACUUCAAAGCGUCAGCAAUGGAAAAUUCUGCAAGCUGCUAACCACGGACAUGCACUUAACAUUUCCAGGACAUCACUAUAAGUGGCAUCCUCUCCAGGCUUCUGCUUCCAGUAGCUACCCGAGAGAGACAACCCUUCGGAUUGAAGAAGCAGCCAAGUCUCGACAGAUCUAUGAUGUUCAGUACCGCUUCGAGGGACAGAAGAUCAGGGACGCCAUACAGGUCUCCAGGCACCAGGUGGUUGGUACCAAUGUAACAUCGGAAACCAUCCACCUCACAAAUACUGUUGAAAUGUUUAACAGCGUAGAGAGUAGGUGGGAUUCAAUGGUAUCGCUGGAUGUAGGUGUCAAAACCAGCAUGUCAGUUGACUUUCCAGGCAUAGCAGGAUUUUCAUCUGAAAUUCAUGUUGACUUUCAUGGAGAGUACAGCUGGGGGAAAACCGAAGGGAACUCAAAAAAGUCGACGUCAGCAGUCGAAUAUAAUGUUCCUCCAAUGAGUAGAAUUGUUUGUACCAUAUAUGCACAAGUUGUUGAAAUUGAUGUUCCCUUCUCAUACAAGGUGAAGGAUAUCUUGUUCGAUGGGAAAGAAGGCCCCCCUCGCCAGAUGCACGAUGGCAUGUAUCGUGGUGUCAACUCCACUGAUAUCGACAUCAAGGUGAAAACAGAAGAGAUGUAAGACAUAAUAUUUUACUGAUGCAUGUGCGGAUCCGCUGGUCAUUAUAUUAUGUAAAUAAAGGCCGUGGUUAUGAUACCAUCCUAUGUUACGGUAUGUAUGUACCUCCUGUAAUGAGUGUACCAACUUAUAUUUUCCCUAAUGACAUACGUGGAUGUACUUGAUUUAAUAUAAUAUAUAUUUUUUCCAUCUUGA